AAUUAGUCAUUGCUAAUACUAUGACUGCCGUUGUAUUAUAUGCACAGAUGGGACGUGUUGAUGGAUACAAUCCACAUGGUAACAGGAAAGAUUUGCCCUUCACUUGGACUAAUGUUUACGAGGAGGUCACUAGUUCGUCUUCACUUUCAGCAUUAGAGACUACGAAUAAAGACGAGACUAGCGUGUCUUUGGACCCAAAAGAUGGUUCAGAUUUGAAGGAAAUUGGCAUGAGCAAUCGAAAAUUCAGAGAGUUCAUUUGUGGUGAGGAAGCAUUAAGGAUAUCUCCCACGGAACCUUAUUGUUUAUGUCGUCCAAUCCGCAGAGGACACUUGAAUAUUUCACAACACUAUCCUAUGCAGCAGGUGCUUGAGGAUCUGCGUGCUAUUUGGGAUUGGAUUUUAAUAGAGAAACUGCAUAUUCCUCGCAAUGAAAGAAACAUGUACUCUGCUAUUCUUGUGAUGCCAGAAACAUUUGAUAAUCGUGAAAUAAAGGAAAUUCUAUCUGUAGUUCUACAAGAACUAUGCUUUGGCUCAGCAGUGGUACACCAGGAAGGUCUUGCUACUGUUUUUGGAAAUGGAUUAUCAACAGCAUGUGUAGUGAAUAUUGGUGCUCAGGUUACAUCACUUAUAUGCAUAGAGGAUGGAGCUGCUCUGCCAUCAACUGCAAGGACUUUAACUUUUGGUGGUGAGGAUAUAUCAAGGGGUCUUCUCUGGACGCAAAGGCAUCACCAGACCUAUCCACAAAUUCGAACAGAUAUGUUGACAAAGCCUAUAGAUCUGUUAAUGUUAAAUCAACUCAAAGAGUCAUAUUGUGAAAUCAGAGAGGGGCAACUUGAUGCUGUAGCAGUAGUUCAUUCCUACGAGGAAAAAGCGCCGCCUGGAUCUCACAGGACAAGGCUUACUGCUCUCAAUGUUCCUCCCAUGGGGUUGUUCUAUCCAAUGCUUUUUGUUCCUGACGUGUAUCCUCCUCCACCACGGACUUGGUUUAGUGACUACGAGGAUAUGCUAGAAGAUACAUGGCAUAUUGACUUUUCCCGAAGGUCUGACAUGUCCGAUACUUUCUAUCCUAAUGUCAAUGGAGGAUUACCCAUGUGGGAAAGUUAUCCCGUUUAUUCAAAGCCGAAAAAAGAAGAAAAUCUCGGCCUUGCCGAAGCUAUUACCAACUGCAUUCUCUCAACUGAUUUAGCGAAAAGAGAGGAGAGAAGUUACUUAUUUAUGAAGGUUGAUUAUGAAAAAGCUUACGAUAGCGUGAGUUGGAAUUAUCUAAGGUUUCUUUUUAUCAAGAUGGGGUUUGGCAAAAAGUGCUUAGUUGGAUGGAGGCUUGUGUCUUUAAUAGUUCAAUUGCCAGUUUUGGUUAAUGCUACCGUUACUGAUGACGUUUCACUGCGAGUUCAGUGCGGGUUGAAGGCUAAUGAUGAUGAUGAGGUAUUACGUCUGAUUAAGAAAAGUGACUUCAACAUAGUGGAGCAGCUGCUCCAAACGCCAUCAAAGAUUUCAGUGCUGUCAUUAUUGAUGAAUUCUGAAGCACACAGAGAGGAUUUGCAGAAAAAGUUGAAAUUUGUGAAGAACGACAAGCUUGCCGUUGUUGGUGGAGAAAAAACACUUCUUGCGAGCCAUUUGUCAUCUUUCACAUAUGUAGAAGCUGAAGAAGAGGUUAGAACACCGUUCCAGGAUUUGUCUAUUGCUGAUGAACUGAAGACUGGGGCAUCCAUGUCUUCUUUGAAGGAUGCACAAGAGUUUAUUCAGGCCGGCAACACUGAUAAGUGGGGUCGUGUUGUAGAAGUUGUUGAGAACAAGAACAGGGCUGGGCUGAGAUUUCAGCAAGGGCCAUUCAAUGCCAAUGUCAAGGCUAUUCAACCAUUUUUCCGCAGUGGAGGAUUCAUUCAUAUGGAUGAUAAACACUCAGUUGUAAUUAUUGAAGACGAUGAUGAAGAUGAAGCUUGUGCCAACUUUGUGACACACGACCAAACUUUCACAAUUGGGUUGCUGUAG
Messenger RNA from Lathyrus oleraceus (garden pea), 1991 nucleotides. Its product is annotated as actin-related protein 9. The transcript is spliced from 13 exons. NCBI's taxonomy places the organism in Eukaryota, Viridiplantae, Streptophyta, Magnoliopsida, Fabales, Fabaceae. The coding region runs from base 21 to 1991 and encodes 656 amino acids. The record is from RefSeq and is a predicted model, not a curated record.